Messenger RNA from Effrenium voratum, 720 nucleotides. The record is from the annotation of a GenBank genome assembly. Lineage: Eukaryota; Dinophyceae; Suessiales; Symbiodiniaceae.
AGGUGGUUUGCCGCCGCGGAGGUGAUGGCCAGGGCCAAGAAGUUGGAGGAGGGCUUCUCAGAGCAGCUCAAGGUGGAGGAGCUUGCUGCUAUGGCUCUCUACAAGAAGAGUCCGGAGAAAGCCAUCGAGUUCAUGACGAAUCGUGACGUGGCGAGGGCGAAUAAGCUGGUGACGGACAUCUUCGCCCUUUUCGGCCAGCUCAUGGUGACCUACCGCGACGGCUUCCGCAUCUCCUCGCUCGGCCCGGAUGCGCCGGACCACGGCGGCGCCCAGGGGGGCGUGGUGCCGAAGGUGGAAGAAGUUGGCUAUUCCGCUGACUGGUACGACCGCAUUGCAAAGGACACCGGCGAUCAUUACAAGGUGCCAGCCUCCAUGACGAGCCUGGAUCGGGUGAAACUGCGAGCUCUGAACAAAGGUGUGCAGGGCGUUUGGCAGCCGACGGCAGACGCAGUGAUUGUAUGAGCCAGCCGUCCGCUGUGGUUUGGUGGGCGCUGAAGUCGUCCUUGGUGCGCUUCCUUGCUGGACAGCGGCAAAGAAGCCUAGACUCCUGAGACAAUCGCAAUACCGUGCUUCCAGGCACCUGACUGUACAGAGUAACGGCUGAGAGCCUGGCAUUCCCGCAGCCAUGAGUUGCCAAGCAGCUGCACGUGCUUGGGUGCAGCCUUGGCACCUGUUUCGGCGAACAUUUCAAAGCCACGACCGUUGCGUGCAGAGUGUGAC